UCUUGCCUCAGCCUCCCAAGUAGCUGGGACUGCAGGCACCCGCCACCAGGCCUGGCUAAUUUUUGUAUUUUUAGUAGAGACGGGGUUUCACUGUGUUAGCCAGGAUGGCCUCCAUCUCCUGACCUUGUGAUCUGUCACCUCAGCCUCCCAAAGUGCUGGGAUUACAGCCGUGAGCCACCACACCCGGCCAAAAACGGAUUUUUAAGACUCAAUAAUAAAAGUAGCUCCUAGAAGAGAAAUCCUAAGGAUCUCAAUAAAUCCUGAAUAUAAGUUUGGAGUCACCAAAUACAAAUCUCAGACUAAGCCUCUUAUCCUCCUGAGUGUUGCUCCUAAGGGGGCUCUUGCUCUUUCUGGGCAUGGACUAAUUACGGGGCAUUUUCUCCUGCACUCAUAGAGCCACUUACAAAGAAGACAGGAGGAGGAAGGGCGACUUAGAUGCCCAUGUGCUCCCAUUUCACAUUGUGUUCAUAAUGCAGUGUCAACAAACAGUCAUUCCUGGUUGAAACAUGUGUUCUUUAUGAAUUCCUGCAACCUGGAAGUCAAAGGUAUGCAGCUCAACCGCAUGGCCCUCUGUGUAUCCAACUGCCCUGAAGAGCAGCUUGACUCCCUGGAAGAGGUCCAGCUCUUUGCAAACACCAGUGGGUCUUUCCUGUGUGUUUAUAGUUUGAAUUCCUUCAACUACACCCACAGUCCAAAAGCAGACUCACUCUGUCCCAGGCUACCAGUUCCUCCAAGCAAGUCAUUUCCCUUAUUUAACCGAUGUGUCCCUCAAACACCUGAGUGCUACUCCCUAUUUGCAUCUGUUUUGAUAAAUGAUGUUGACACCCUCCACCGAAUUCUAAGUGGAAUCAUGUCGGGAAGAGAUACAAUCCUUGGCCUGUGUAUCCUCGCAUUAGCCUUGUCUUUGGCCAUGAUGUUUACCUUCAGAUUCAUCACCACCCUUCUGGUUCACAUUUUCAUUUCAUUGGUUAUUUUGGGAUUGUUGUUUGUCUGCGGUGUUUUAUGGUGGCUGUAUUAUGACUAUACCAACGACCUCAGCAUAGAAUUGGACACAGAAAGGGAAAAUAUGAAGUGCGUGCUGGGGUUUGCUAUCGUAUCCACAGGCAUCACGGCAGUGCUGCUCGUCUUGAUUUUUGUUCUCAGAAAGAGAAUAAAAUUGACAGUUGAGCUUUUCCAAAUCACAAAUAAAGCCAUCAGCAGUGCUCCCUUCCUGCUGUUCCAGCCACUGUGGACAUUUGCCAUCCUCAUUUUCUUCUGGGUCCUCUGGGUGGCUGUGCUGCUGAGCCUGGGAACUGCAGGAGCUGCCCAGGUUAUGGAAGGCGGCCAAGUGGAAUAUAAGCCCCUUUCGGGCAUUCGGUACAUGUGGUCGUACCAUUUAAUUGGCCUCAUCUGGACUAGUGAAUUCAUCCUUGCGUGCCAGCAAAUGACUAUAGCUGGGGCAGUGGUUACUUGUUAUUUCAACAGAAGUAAAAAUGAUCCUCCUGAUCAUCCCAUCCUUUCGUCUCUCUCCAUUCUCUUCUUCUACCAUCAAGGAACCGUUGUGAAAGGGUCAUUUUUAAUCUCUGUGGUGAGGAUUCCGAGAAUCAUUGUCAUGUACAUGCAAAACGCACUGAAAGAACAGCAGCAUGGUGCAUUGUCCAGGUACCUGUUCCGAUGCUGCUACUGCUGUUUCUGGUGUCUUGACAAAUACCUGCUCCAUCUCAACCAGAAUGCAUAUACUACAACUGCUAUUAAUGGGACAGAUUUCUGUACAUCAGCAAAAGAUGCAUUCAAAAUCUUGUCCAAGAACUCAAGUCACUUUACAUCUAUUAACUGCUUUGGAGACUUCAUAAUUUUUCUAGGAAAGGUGUUAGUGGUGUGUUUCACUGUUUUUGGAGGACUCAUGGCUUUUAACUACAAUCGGGCAUUCCAGGUGUGGGCAGUCCCUCUGUUAUUGGUAGCUUUUUUUGCCUACUUAGUAGCCCAUAGUUUUUUAUCUGUGUUUGAAACUGUGCUGGAUGCACUUUUCCUGUGUUUUGCUGUUGAUCUGGAAACAAAUGAUGGAUCGUCAGAAAAGCCCUACUUUAUGGAUCAAGAAUUUCUGAGUUUCGUAAAAAGGAGCAACAAAUUAAACAAUGCAAGGGCACAGCAGGACAAGCACUCAUUAAGGAAUGAGGAGGGAACAGAACUCCAGGCCAUUGUGAGAUAGAUACCCAUUUAGGUAUCUGUACCUGGAAAACAUUUCCUUCUAAGAGCCAUUUACAGAAUAGAAGACGAGACCACUAGAGAAAAGUUAGUGAAUUUUUUUUAAAAAGACCUAAUAAACCCUAUUCUUCCUCA
Molecule: messenger RNA, 2319 nt
Organism: Pan troglodytes (chimpanzee)
Lineage: Eukaryota; Metazoa; Chordata; Mammalia; Primates; Hominidae
Gene: SLC44A3
Product: solute carrier family 44 member 3
Exons: 13
Coding region: 518-2188 (556 amino acids)
Biological process (GO): transmembrane transport
Cellular component (GO): membrane
Molecular function (GO): transmembrane transporter activity
Source: RefSeq, a predicted model, not a curated record